AUGUCACCAGAAGUGGGCUGGAAAGCCAAAGCUGCCGCCAAAGCUGCGUCGAUAUCCGAUACCAUACCCGAAUCAUGGCGAAUUCCGGAGCCAAUUGCUGCUGACGCACAGACGGACAUCACAGGGCCGUAUCUGCACAAGUAUCUUACGGGAGAUGAGAUAGAGAUCACGGAAGCUAGUGCGGUUGGGAUUGUCAAGAAAGUCGCGGAUGGCGAAUGGCGCGCUGAAAACGUCGCUCGAGCUUUCUGUCAUCGAGCAGCUCUAGCUCAUCAAUACGUCUCGUGCUUACAUGAUGUGUUCUUUGAUGUGGCCAUCAAAGACGCCGUUGCCCUCGACGAGUACUACCGCCAACAUGGCAAGCCGAUUGGGCCGCUCCACGGACUGCCCGUCAGUCUCAAAGACCAAAUGCACGUUAAGGGGGUCGAGACAACCAUGGGCUAUGUGGGAUGGAUUGGGGCCUUUCAGGGUCACAAAGGGACUGGCCUUGAGAAGCAAUUCAAGAGCGAGCUCGUGACGGAGCUGCGUGGCUUGGGUGCUGUGCUUUACUGCAAAACAAGUGUCCCGCAGACUUUGAUGUCGGCCGAAACCAUGAACAACAUCAUCGGAUACACGUUCAACCCCAAGAACAGGAACCUUAGCAGUGGCGGUAGCUCAGGCGGCGAAGGUGCCCUCAUCUCCUUGCGAGGCUCUCCUAUCGGUUUCGGAACUGACUACAGUGGAAGCAUCCGCAUGCCGGCCGCAUUCAACGGUCUCUACGGCAUCCGGCCAUCUAGUGGCCGGCUCCCUUACCAGGGCAUGGCUAAUUCGAUGGAUGGCCAAAAUACAGUCCUGUCCGUUGUUGGGCCCAUGUCGCACAGCCAUGGCUUCAUAACCCUGCUGUCGUGGAAAUACCUGGGAGACCUGACAUUGUCCAGGCUACCGAGAAUCUGGUAUCCAGUGGCCAAAGGCUCGCCUUUGACUUGCUGGCUGUAUGAUGGGGGCGUAGAUGUUCACCAAAGCUUUGGACUGUCUGGAGAGCCGAUCGCCGAGCAGAUUGGCUGGAUAUACGGCUCGCAGGCCCGGGAACAGAUGAAUGCCAGCGCCAUUGCCCGCAACAACAUUGCCAAGAGAGACUACCAAAAGGACGCUCUUGACUGGACCGUGGUAACGAUACCCAUAACCACUGUCGACAAAGAUAUUGACUCCGUUGACUCGAGCUUCUCACCCCUGAGCGACUUUGACGCACGCGUUCAGCAAGGAUACAUCCCCGAAAUUUACGAUGGCGCACACGUAUCACUUCAGUUACUGGGGCGCCGAUUCCAGGAAGAGAAGCUGUUGGUCUUGGCUGACUAUAUUGGAAAGACGGUCGCAUCCUACUACGUUUCAACCUCGGUUCGGAAGAAGUAA
Clonostachys rhizophaga is the source of this 1386-nucleotide messenger RNA. NCBI's taxonomy places the organism in Eukaryota, Fungi, Ascomycota, Sordariomycetes, Hypocreales, Bionectriaceae. The record is from the annotation of a GenBank genome assembly.